ACGCGGGCGAAGCUGCAGGCAAAAGCGGGAACUUAUGUGCCCGUAUAUUUUUAUAAAAAGCACAGAUAUAAAAACAUUACAUAAAUGUGAUAAAAAGGUUUCUGAACGUUCAUCUCUCGGUAGGUUCUUUGAUUAAUGUUGUGACAUCCAUACCACGGUAGUGUAUUACAUACUCUUUGAACCAUACUAACAAUAGACUAUUGAGCAACGUCUUGCGAUGAAUUUCAACAAAAAUUAAGCCAUCAAUUUAAAAUAAGCCUUGAAGGCUUAUUUUAAUUCCAGACCAAUAAAUAAAAUGUCAAAAUAAACAUGAAAAAAGCUCCACAGGGGAGUAGCAAGCCGGGCGGAUCGCCGUUCAAAACGAAGCCUUUCUGCGACUGCGUGGAAUGCGCAUGCCGGGACUGCCCAGAUAUUUUACGACUGCUAGGGAUAACGGUCACUGAAAAAUCAUGCGAUUUCGGUUCUAAGGUCAAGGGCAAAGGCGGGGAGAAAAAGAGGAAGUCUUCGAACAAGAUCACGGUGACACCAAGCUUGCUCGGCGUGCUGGACGACCGCGACUGCGCGUGCGAGGUGAUGGCGCGCACCGUGCGCUCGCACACGCACGCGCACCUCGGCCUGCCGCUGCGGCGCGCGCGCCAGCCUCAGCCCGACCCCAACCCCAACCCCGACGCCGAACACAAACCGGAAUAAAAACACAAAUCCUUA
Molecule: messenger RNA, 705 nt
Organism: Plodia interpunctella (Indianmeal moth)
Lineage: Eukaryota; Metazoa; Arthropoda; Insecta; Lepidoptera; Pyralidae
Exons: 2
Coding region: 310-690 (126 amino acids)
Source: RefSeq, a predicted model, not a curated record